ACCACAAGCUUGAGCACUUCCAACAAUAAUUUGGUUUGUCACUAAAUUUUAAUCAUCAUACAUAUAACUCUAUUUUCUACAUUUUAUUAUUUGAAAUUAUAUAUUGGACCAGUACUUGUUCUUCUUUUACAUACGUAUUAUUUUACACUUCUUUUUGCACAUUUUAUUUCUCUCAUUUGCAUAUUUUAUUUAUUUUUAUCCUAUGAUGUGAGGAUCAAUUGAUUAAGUAAUGAUGAGCUAACUAUAUUGUUUUAUAUUUCUAUUUUUGUCUUAACUAUUCAAUUAUAGGGAAAAAGAUAUUGAUCAACAGUUGAGAUUGUAAUAUGGCUCCAAAACCGGAGAAAAAAAUAUUUUUUGGCGCACCAUUGCAAGAUGAGGACUUAUCAAGAAACGUUCCUAGCAAUGAUAAGGAGGAACCUGAACUUGAAAUUGAACCUUCAGAAGUCACUGAAAUAAUUCCAAAAUGUUGUGAAUUUGAUAAUCAAAUUAAAUUGCUUAGUGAAGCAUAUCACUUGGUAUAUGGAGGUCCAACGAAUUUGUUGAAUGAUUCCUCUAAUUUAACAGAAAUUAAGACUCCUAUGAACAAUACAGUGCUACAUAUUGCAUCUUUGUAUGGCAAUGAUGAAAUUGUGACACUUAUAAUUGAACAUUCUCCAAAACUUUUGUUCAAAUUUAACAAAAACAAUGAUAGUGUCUUACAUGUUGCUGCAAGAGGUGGACACAUCUCAACCGUUAAAAUACUAUUAGCAAGUUAUGCUAAUUUUAAAAAGACGGCUAUAGCAACAGCAUGGUUAGAAUACACUGGAUAUGAGGAUGAUGAUUUAGAAGACUAUGAUGCCAUCUCAAAUAUGGAGGACCUAUUAAAUUUUGUGACAAAGGAGAAUAAUCAAGGAAACACUAUGUUACAUGAGGCAAUGUUAUGUGGCGACAAGAAGAGCAUUGAUAGGGAUAAUAAUAUUUUCAAAAUUUGUGAAAUUUACAAUUCAAAUGAUCGGUUUGGGAAAUCAUUGUCAAAGUGUUGUUAUGAAUAUGCAUUAGAUAUUGUUAACCAUGCCAAGAAAUCAGUGCUUUACAUAGCAGUUGAGAAUGGAUACAAGGAUGUAGUCAAACUAAUCUUGGAGAAAUCCCCUAAGAAUGAUGCGAAGCCGGAGGGAUUAUCCCCGCUUGUUGCAUCAAUUAUGAAGCAUAAUCAAGAAAUGCUAAGCAUGAUACUAGAAAACAAGCCAACUUGGAUCCAUUCAAGGGACAAACAUAAAAGGCUUCCUCUUCAUUAUGCAGCAUCAAUAGGUUAUCUUGAAGGUGUUGAUUUAUUACUUAAGAAAUGUAAAUGUUGCACAAUUCAAAGAGACAAAUAUGGAUAUUUCCCAAUUCAUUUAGCAUCUUACGGUGGCCAUGUCGAAGUAGUAAACAAGAUUUUAGAAUAUUGUCCAGAUCCAACAGAGAUGGUUGACACUGUUCAUGAACGUAACAUUCUUCACAUUGCAGCAAACUAUGGAAAACAUGAAGUGGUACAUUACAUAUUACAAAGUCAAAUUCUUGAACAUGAUAAGAUGAUAAAUCAAAAAGAUAAUAAGGGAAAUACUCCUUUGCAUUUGGCUGCAAGAUCAUGUCAUCCAACAACUGUGUACUACUUAGUUAAUCAAAACAAGGAUAGAGUGGAUCUUGAUUUAGUUAACCAAAAUAAUGAAACAGCUCUUGAUAUUGUUAGGGCACUUUAUGAGCUUGAUAAAUCAUCUUUGAGACAGCAUCUUACAUGGACUGCACUUAAAUCUGCUGGUGCAAAUCAUAGUCCUAGAAAACCACCACUCUAUAUUGAUUCCAAACAAAGUGAUUCAAAUUCACCCAGAAAAACAGAACAAGAGAAAGACAAAAAACAAGACCAGGUUGAAGAAAAGAACAAAACAACUGAAACAAAACAGAGCAAUGAAAACUCAACAAAAACAGAGCAAAAACAGAGUAACACAGAAAAAGAAAAAGCCACUGAAAGAUACAAAGACAGAAUAGAAAACCUCACAAUUGUUUCAACUCUUAUAAUAACAGCAUCAGUAGCAGCAUGUUUAGCUGUUCCAGGUGAAGCAGAAGGAAAAGCACACAACCUAAAUCAUGCAAUGUUUCAUGUUUUCAUUAUCUUCAUCACAGUAUCAUUGUUCAGUGCCAUUAGUGCUACUAUCAUACUCUUUUGGGCAACACUUGGAUUAACUGAACUAUUAACUUUCUCUCUCAAAAUCGUAAUGCCGCUUCUUGGAAUCGCUCUCAUUUCAUUAUCUUUGGCUUUCAUGGCUGGUCUUUACACUGUUAUCAGUGAACUUACUUGGUUGGCCAAUGUGUUUCUUGUUAUGACUGUGAUUUUUGUUUUAGUUGUGAUUUUUUUGUAUAUACUUCUUUUCCUUCCAUCAUCAUCAACUAACAAGUCCUUGCGGUACAUUUCUCACUACCCUUAUCUUUUUUUAGCAUCACGUACUGAGGUUAAAACUGAUCAAGAUGCUAAUGCUUGGUGGUAGUGGAAGUGUAACUGAAUAUUGUGUAUUGUGGCUAAGUUGGGAUUCAUCACUAAAAUUAUAUGUACAUCUCCUUUUAUUUUGUGUGUGAAA
Molecule: messenger RNA, 2591 nt
Organism: Trifolium pratense (red clover)
Lineage: Eukaryota; Viridiplantae; Streptophyta; Magnoliopsida; Fabales; Fabaceae
Product: protein ACCELERATED CELL DEATH 6-like
Exons: 3
Coding region: 324-2501 (725 amino acids)
Cellular component (GO): plasma membrane
Molecular function (GO): protein phosphatase regulator activity; protein phosphatase 1 binding
Source: RefSeq, a predicted model, not a curated record